CUCUCUCUCUCUCUCUCUCGCAACAGGAAGAGGAAAAUUUUGAAGGAGCCUCUCAAAAAAUGGCUGCUGACGUGAGCUCUCUGGUUCGGGUUCUGAGCGGCUACAAGGACGAUCAACGUGGGUCAACGACGAUGGGUAAUGAUUCUACCGCCGAGAGAUCAACGGCUCUGAUUACUCGUGACUUGCUUGGUGGGUCCUCGUCUUCUUCUUCUUCUUCCAAGCUCGUCAGCGAUGCCCAGGAAUUGGACCUCGAUUUGCAGGUCCCCAGCGGCUGGGAAAAGCGCUUGGACUUGAAGUCAGGAAAAGUGUACCUUCAAAGAUGCAGUGGCACAAAUUCUUAUUCUGACCAUAAUAAGCACCACCAAACCAAUUCAACAGUGCCAAAGCUCCAAGACCUAAACUUCCCUGCCUCACAAUCAUCAAAAAUGCCAUUGAACCUUUUUGAUGACACUAGUCUAGAAUUGAAACUAGUCUCACACUCUUCAUCACCACCCUCAACCUCACCAAACUACCAAAGUGUGUGCACCCUAGACAAGGUAAAAUCCGCCCUCGAGAGGGCGGAAAAGGAGCCCGCGGCAAAGAGGCGCUCCCCGUCAACGACAACGCUUUGGAAGUCGUCGCCAUCGCCAUCCUACUCCUCGUCGUCGUCAUCGAUGAAGGAAGCGCAAGAGGAAGAGUAUCAUGAUGAGAAAGUGUUCUCAUCCCCAUUUGCCGCCGGCUGCCCUGGCUGCUUAUCUUAUGUGUUGAUAAUGAAGAACAACCCAAAAUGCCCAAGGUGCAACUCUGUUAUUCCAUUGCCCUUGAUGAAGAAACCUCGGAUUGACCUCAACAUGACAAUUUGAAGGGAAUGAAGAGAAUAAUUUAGAAUUUUACUUUUAAUGCUUGAUAUAAUUUUUGUAUAUGAUAGAUGAUAAUCAAAGGAGAUGUGUUUCUUAAGGGGGGAAAAAUAGAUUUCUUAGUGAUAGAAGAGCAUAUGUACAUUUUUUAAGUGAAAAAAAAAGGAGGGCUUUAUGAUUUUCAUUACUCUUUUCAAGCAUAAUUGAUGGAAGUUUCAUGCUUUAUUGGUCCUUCCUACUUAUUUUGAUUUGUAAUAUUGUAAGAUCAGCAGUUGGUAUGUCCAUGAUCAGACAGUGAAAUACACAAUUAGAAGUUUUAGGUCAUGAUUGAUUAUGAUGA
Morus notabilis is the source of this 1176-nucleotide messenger RNA. RefSeq names its product putative protein TPRXL. The transcript has 2 exons. Lineage: Eukaryota; Viridiplantae; Streptophyta; Magnoliopsida; Rosales; Moraceae. Bases 60 to 842 code for a protein of 260 amino acids. The record is from RefSeq and is a predicted model, not a curated record.